This is a messenger RNA of Asterias rubens (European starfish), 1201 nucleotides long. RefSeq names its product PEST proteolytic signal-containing nuclear protein-like. Gene Ontology annotation, biological process: protein ubiquitination; proteasome-mediated ubiquitin-dependent protein catabolic process. The transcript is spliced from 5 exons. The record is from RefSeq and is a predicted model, not a curated record. Gene Ontology annotation, cellular component: nucleus. Bases 67 to 684 code for a protein of 205 amino acids. NCBI's taxonomy places the organism in Eukaryota, Metazoa, Echinodermata, Asteroidea, Forcipulatida, Asteriidae.
AGUCUGGUUACCUGAUACGCUUUUAUUAUAUAUCACCACAUUUAACAGCAAGUACCAGACAACAAAAUGGCCGAAAAAGACAGCGAUCGACUGAAACCAUCGGUGGAAAAUGAAGGGGUCACGGAGGACACAAACUCUAAGAUAUCGACAGACCCUGACGUUAGAACAAGACUGGAAAUAAGUCACAAUGCACCGCACACUUCUCCGCUGUCACAAGGAGAGAAGCGUAAAUCAACAAGUCCAGACAAUGGAGGUGGACAGAAGAAAGCGAGACCAUUUUCAAUGUCUUUCGGAGUCAAGUCGAAAAGUGGAGGAGAGGCGACGUCAGUGAAAAAAGAUGUAGGAGGUGAUUCACCAGAAGGAAGGAAUGAUGGCAGAACAAAGACAGCAGUGAUACAACCGAUCAGAUCAAUUACAAUGAAAUUAAUGCAGAAAUCAAAAGAGCCUGAACUGAAGAUGCCUGCAAGUCGAGCAGUUGCUAAAGCCUUCACGGACGACAGUGAUGAUGAGGAAGAAAUGCCACCAGAAGCAAAGAUGAGAAUGAAAAAUGUUGGCAGGGAAACUCCAACAUCAGCAGGUCCAAACUCGUACAACAAGUCUAAAUAUGGAUUCAACGAUCACGCUCGAGUGUGGAAGAAAAGUGUAGAGUCACCAGCCGGUAAAAAAAAAGUCGACCAAGAGUGAUGACUUCGCUUAAUUUUUUGUAUGCACAUCUUCUUACAUAUUUUAAGAACUUAGAAAACCAGUUGAAUACAGGCUUGGAAGUAUCAGCAUUGUUGGAGAAACAAGAACAAUGCUCAUAAAUUACAGAUGCAUGUUACAAAUUUUAGAAAUUGGUUUUACAGACUGGUAGAAGGACAAACAUUUCUGGGAAAUCCUAAACUCUUUUUACUAGGAUGUCUAGAUGUUUUUGACCAGUAAUAAUAUGGCUCUUGGUCUAGUGGUAAGACAUCUUCUCUAGUAUGGCAAAGAUUGUGGGUUCGAAUCCCACCCAAGUGAUAUGUCUGCGGAUAUUUUUCACAGAUCUUGGGGGAAGUGAUGAGUAUACAGUGUUAAAUGCAUAUGGUGUAAGGUACAGUUUAAUCUGCAUAUCAUAAUGGGUUUAUUACUUUGUUUGGCAUAUUGGCUUUCUUGUGUCAUGCUAUCUGCUCAAUGUGAGGAUUGUUUCUGAGUUGAAAAAAAAACACAUUCAAAUUUCAAU